AUGUCCAUGCGUGCUAGCGCAAUCAUACGACGAUAUAGAUCACGAACCAGUGACUGUAGCUUAUUGCUGAAAGCAGUGCAAUUCCAAAAUGGCAAUACAAGGUUGCGUGUUUUCCCGAAAUUUAUUGAUGAUCGCGAAUGCGUUCCCAUUCCAACUGAUUGCAGUAGCAAUGAUCUUGCAAGCAAUCCUUCUUCCUAUUUAUGUAACCCUAAUUCUACCAUAUAUCCACAAACAAAUCCAUCAGCUAUUCGUUUUCCCAAUAAAUUGGAAGUAUGCCAACCGCCGGUUGAACAGAAUAUUAUUUGUCGUUUCGAUAAAACUAAACUGAAUCCCGAAAUGGCAUUUAUAGUUCAGAAAGAUGGUAGUUCCCAAAAUACUAUUUCAAACAUGUGCAAUACACCCAUCCCUAUUAACCAACAACACAAAGUAUCCGAUGUCCUAAUAGAAAAUUCUGUUGAUCUGACUUCUGAGAAGCAUCCAAGAAGUAAACAACAAUAUUAUGGUAGCGAACAACUUAAUAGUAAUUGGCAAAUCCAGGAAAUGAAUUCCGAUUUAUUUUUAAAUCAGUUUGAAAAUCGUUGCACGCCAGAAUUCGUUGCAAAGCUUCUAAAUCAGUAUGCUAAUUCAAAUACUUAUCCCAUGGCUCAGCUCCUACAACAGUACACUUUAUGGCCUAGCUACCUGCAUUGCAACAACUACUACUCCAAAAUGCAUGUAGCAAAUUGUUUUGGUCAACUCUUUGACCAAUAUCUUUCACCUCAUCCUGGAUUUCCGUCCAUAGCAUAUCAGUUGAACUCUGAAGAAGCAGUAUGUUGGACAUCACAAUAUAGUAGGUCUCGUGACAAGAAGACUAAGGAAAAAUCACCUAAAACAGUUGAUAGCUGCAAACAGACUUCCAAAUCGAAACAAAUGUGGAAAGAACAAAAAUCCAGAAAAUACAAAACGAAUAAUGAAAAGCCAGCAAAUCAUGGUACCAUGGCCGGAUUCAAUUUGGAUGGCAUCGAUUGUAGCGAACUGGAUACGACGAAAAGGUCGUUGUCUUCUCAGGUCGGAAACAAUGAAUCAUUUGCAGAAAUGAGGCCACGGACUCUGCAACUAACGGCCGAAGGUAUGCUCCGAUUAGAAAACACUCGUUAUCGGCAGUUCCUUGCUGAUGUGUGCUCACUUGAAGCUCGUUUGUUUAAUGAUAUCAGUAAAAUAUGA
Molecule: messenger RNA, 1203 nt
Organism: Loa loa (African eye worm)
Lineage: Eukaryota; Metazoa; Nematoda; Chromadorea; Rhabditida; Onchocercidae
Exons: 4
Coding region: 1-1203 (400 amino acids)
Source: RefSeq, a predicted model, not a curated record